Cornus florida is the source of this 984-nucleotide messenger RNA. Its product is annotated as putative ubiquitin-conjugating enzyme E2 38. Gene Ontology annotation, molecular function: ubiquitin conjugating enzyme activity. The transcript has a single exon. The coding region runs from base 1 to 984 and encodes 327 amino acids. The record is from RefSeq and is a predicted model, not a curated record. Lineage: Eukaryota; Viridiplantae; Streptophyta; Magnoliopsida; Cornales; Cornaceae.
AUGGACAACGAUGGAUUUGUAGCAACGAAGAAGACAGUCGCCGGCGGCGAGAUUGAAGAAAUUAUUGACGAAGUGGAAAAAAGAUACAGGAGGUUCAGAAAAUUUGAGAGAGUCAGCUAUCCUCCCGCAGAUCAUCACUUUGUGGGAACCGGAAUUAGAAGGAAUGGUGAGCAGCCGGCUACGGAGAAAAAAAUCAUAGAAGAAUGGGAUAUGUUGAACACAAAUCUCCCGGAUUGGAUUUAUGUUCGAGCCUACGAAAGCAGGAUUAAUCUGAUGCGAGCAGUGAUUAUAGGUCCCCCAGGAACCCCUUACUCUCAGGGCUUGUUCUUCUUCGACAUAUUCUUCCCAAGAACCUAUCCUGCUCGUCCUCCCAAGCUCUUUUACCAUUCUCACGGCUUUGAUUUCACUUCCCACUCGCCGAGGAAGGUCUCCUCCAGCAGCAGCCUUGUGGAUUCUUGGUAUGGAUUGCACCUCAUGCCUGUUCGCGGCGGAGGAGGCAGAGGCUAUGAAUGUCAGCCACGAAAAAACUGGGGUCCCCCAAAAUCUAAUAUUCUAUUUCUACUGGUUUCAAUUCGAGAUUGGUUUUUGAAUAUUGCAAAACCUUGUGGUGAUUAUGAUAAUGAUGGAUUAGUAGAACCGAGGAGGAGGCGUACAUUGAUGAUGUUGGGAUGCGAGGCCAUGAUUCAAACACUUGCAAAACCGCCCUGGGACUUCGAAGAUUUUGUGGCGGGACACUUUCGGAAUAAGGCUCAUGCAAUUCUUGUGAAUUUUAUGGCUCACAUGGAUCAAACUGAAGAUAUGAGUCGGUUAUUCCUCAAGCUCUUGAAUGUUUUUGAGGCUAAUGGAACUUACUGUCAGCAUCAUUACCUUGCUCAUCUCAAGAAACAACCAAAAGCAAAGACUGUCUCGUAUGAAGAUGAUGAUGAUGAAGAACCUAAUCGAUUUGCUAUGACUUGGUUUAACAUGACCAAGUACAGAUUUUAA